CAAUACCUUUCUCUCUCUCUCAUCCGGCGAGGAACAAAAAAAAUUCUCCAGUUCAUCUCCCUCCGUUUCUCCAUGGAUUCUCUGCUGGCGAACUACGCUUCUUCUGACGACGACGACGUCCAACCCCCGAAACCAAGACCCUCUCUCUUCUCCGCCCUCCCACCUCCCAAAACCCUAGCCUCGUCCUCACCGUCUCUCUUCUCUUCGCUGCCCCGCGGCGAAAAAGCAAACGUCUUCUCUCCCUUCCCCCGCCCAAAAUCCGAGCCCUCGAACCCCAGAAACCCUAAAAGGGUCGUCCAAUUCACCCUCCCUCUCAACCCCUCUCUCCUCAAACCCAACGACGACGACGACGACGACGACGAAGCAGGAGAGAGAAAGCCCAUCGAGGAUUCUUCGAGUUCAGCACCCUCGAAGGGGCUUUCUUCGAUGCUCCCUGCCCCAAAGCACUCCCUUUGCUUGGCCCCUAGUGCCGCCUCGAGGCGAUCCAUAUUCGAAACCGGCGUCUCCUCCUCGAACACGGAGAGCGUCGAAAAGAAACAAGAAAGCUCCAAUUUUGACGGCUACCGGGGCUCAAAAGAUGAAAGCUUUCGAAGCGAAGAGCACUAUGCGAGUUAUGAGGGAAAUUUGGCUGCAAACGAGUUUGGGGUUACGAGCUAUGAGACCAGUUAUGCGAGUGAAGGCGGAGAUUAUGGGGCUGGCUAUGCAAGUAAUUGGAGUGAUGGGAAUUCCACUGCAAUGGCAGCACCGAUGGCGGUCCCGGAGAUGGAGAGGUUUGCGGGGAAGAGAGGAAGGAAUGAGAUACCAACGGAGAUUGUGGAGGUGAACCAGGCUGAGUUGAUGAAGAAUAGGCCGAGGGCGGAUCAAGCUAAAGUGACCGGAAUAGCUUUUGGACCAGCUUAUCAGCCGGUUUCAACAAGCAAGGGAAAACCCUCGAAACUGCACAAGAGGAAGCAUCAGAUAGGAUCAUUGUACUUUGACAUGAAGCAGAAAGAGAUGGAACUUGCUGAGAGGCGCGCUAAGGGAUUCCUCACUAAGGCCGAGACCCAAGCCAAGUAUGGCUGGUGAUCUCAGAACCAAACAUGCAAAAGAUUAUUCCGCUCGAAAAGCAAAGUCUCGAGAGUCGAGACCUAAAACCAUAAGCAUGCAUGGUUGGUGAUUGCAAUGUUGAGCUAUAGCAUUUGGGCAAAUUACAGAACACUCCCAAGGUUUAUGGGAAUUGCAGAAAAUUCCCUGGGGUUUAAGCGUUCUAGUUUCCUGAUGGGUUUCAGUGAUUUUUUUGAGUGUAACUGUAAACAGGUACUACUGUCAACUUGCAAACUCGUGUAAAAUUACCGAAAUCAGUUGACGAGAGUUUGAUCUUUUUAAGUCAUGUAUUCAUACAUUUCUGAGGUAACUGCCAAAUAUUUAUUUC
Molecule: messenger RNA, 1411 nt
Organism: Asparagus officinalis (garden asparagus)
Lineage: Eukaryota; Viridiplantae; Streptophyta; Magnoliopsida; Asparagales; Asparagaceae
Product: proline-rich protein PRCC
Exons: 4
Coding region: 73-1065 (330 amino acids)
Cellular component (GO): nucleus
Source: RefSeq, a predicted model, not a curated record